Messenger RNA from Aspergillus pseudonomiae, 3504 nucleotides. Its product is annotated as P-loop containing nucleoside triphosphate hydrolase protein. The transcript is spliced from 16 exons. Gene Ontology annotation, biological process: transmembrane transport. The record is from RefSeq and is a predicted model, not a curated record. Gene Ontology annotation, cellular component: membrane. The coding region runs from base 1 to 3504 and encodes 1167 amino acids. Lineage: Eukaryota; Fungi; Ascomycota; Eurotiomycetes; Eurotiales; Aspergillaceae. Gene Ontology annotation, molecular function: ABC-type transporter activity; ATP hydrolysis activity; ATP binding.
AUGUUAACCUCAGACCGCGUACUACCACCUGUACACGAGGGAUUAGGAUCGAGAUUGCUCUCCGAGAAUUUUGCUGUUGCGUGGGACAAUAGUGACCAUGAUCAUAGGUUCGCUUUGUUCCUUGCACUCAUCAAGUGUAUACGGUGGGAGAUUGCUAAAGUAGCAGUUCCCCGGCUAUGUCUAUUGAUAUUCAAUAUGGCACAGCCAUUUCUGCUCAGCCGGGCGGUGGUAUACUUCGGGUCAACAGACUCAGGUCUGUCUCAAAACACCGGAGACCUGAUACGUGACUUUAUCAUCGUUCUUAUCGGGACCGCAAUCUCAACUGCAACUUACGAGCACUUGGGUUAUCGCGCCAUGGCAAUGCUCCGUUCUGGGACGACUGCCCUUAUAUACCGUACAAUGAUGUGGUUGCGUAUAGACAAUGCUCGCACAUUCGACGCAAUUUCCUUGGUAGGUUCAGACAUUCACUCAGUUGCAGAGUUCUUCCGCCGUACGAUUUGCGAUACUUGGGCAAAUGCCUUACAGCUGGGCCUGGCUAUUUGGCUUUUAGCAGACCAAAUUGGAGCUAUCUGCAUCGCCCCUAUCAUUGUUACUAUAAAAGGCUCAGUAUCGCAUCAUCAGAAACUAUGGCUCGAAGCCUCUCAAAAGCGCGUUGACUUUACCACAAAAGUGUUAGAGUCUGUUAAGUCGAUAAAGAUGCUCGGACUUAUAGAAGGCAUGGUCCAUAUGAUUGAAGAACUUCGUACAGAAGAGAUUGAGAUUUCAAAGAGAUUUCAGAAAAUCCAAGCAGCCAAGGCGUUCUUUGGUAGAUUGGAAGGGUCUAGUGCUUUUUCAGUAUCACAAGCCAUCACUUCCUUGUCCCUAAUAAACCUGUUGCUCACUCCCCUUCGUGAUUUGCUAUUUGCUAUCCCCGACACUUUUCUUUCUAUUGAAUGUCUUGACCGAGUCCAGAAUUUCUUGACUCACGAACCUCAAAAUGACAAGAGAAUGAUCGGAAUGACAUCUUCCGGACUAACAACAUCAACGCAGUCAUCGGUUCCCCUACCGAUAGAUCCAGAAAAUGCCUCGCCGAGACUGAGAACUGCAGUUCUAGAACUGGAUAAUGUUAUGUUUGGGACCGGGCCGGACCAAUCAAAACAUAUUGGGAGGCUGACGCUGAGACUUUCAACACCCUCACUCACUAUGAUAGUAGGCCCCAUGGGCUGUGGCAAAUCGAUGUUGUUAAAGACCCUCCUUGGUGAGAUUGAGCCAGUUGAAGGUGACAUCUUCAUCAGUGACCCGGAUGUUGCGUACUGCGACCAGUCACCGUGGAUUUUCAAUAGCUCUAUCAAGGAAAAUAUUAUAGGAGAAUCCCACUUUUACGAUGGAGAGUGGUAUCGUUCGAUAAUCAACGCAUGUUGCCUGGAUAAAGAUUUGCGGGAAAUGCCCGCAGGCCAUGACACAUUGAUUGGCAGUCAGGGUACCAGGCUCAGUCGUGGGCAAAUGCAAAGAAUAGCCAUCGCUCGCGCAGUCUAUGCACGAAAGCCCUUGGCAAUUUUUGAUGAUGUCCUAAGCGGCUUUGACCCAGUCACUGAGCGGAAAGUGUUUGACCGCGUCUUCAGUGAAAGGGGCAUUCUCCGGCGGAUUGGUUGUAUUGUUUUACUCGCUUCUCGUAGUGUACAUAACCUGCCCGAAACUGAUUUUGUUAUCGCAUUGGGCGCAGAUGGCCUUGAAAUGGGCACUUUCCGGGAGCUUCGGUCUGCUAGGGGGUACAUCUCAAAGUUAGAUCUUUCAAAAGGGCCCCAAAAUAGCUGCGAAGAAAGCAUUGAAACGGACAAAACAACUAUGAAAAGAAAGACGAAACGAAGCGGUGCAUACAUCGAAGACCAAAACCGAGAGAUAAAUGACCUAGCGAUCUGCAAAUACUAUGCAGCAGCUAUUGGGUGGCCAAAGAUGGCUCUUUUACUCGGAAUUCUCACUAUGGAAUCACUCUUUGGUGUUUUGCGGUAUGUCUGGGUCCCUCUGUGGUCCGAAAUAGAAGACGGCAUAUCAAACUCGAGACUAGGGUUUUGGCUCGGAAUAUAUGCCUCAAUUGGUUUUACUGAGGCAGCUGGGUUGAUACUAGCGAUAUUGGAUGUGGAUUGUGAUUCUGCAGGCUACGUCGAAGACCCUCCACGGGGUUAUUUUACAAGCAGUCGCGAUACGGGCGAUCUUGUGAAAAGAUUUAGUGAGGACAUAGAAUUGAUUGAUAAGGAUCUCCCAUUUUUGAGCAACAUCUAUUUGGUUGAGUCAACGGUUUUGACUUAUGCCUACUUAGAGCUUUUCGCAGCCAUCGCUCAAGCGGGCGUCGCGAUAGCAGCCGUGCCUUAUCUCGCUGUGACAAUGCCCUUUCUACUUGUCAUACUGAUCUUCAUUCACCAUGUGUUUUCUCGGACAUCGCGCCAAUUACGCCUGCUCAAGACCAAAACCGAGGUUUCCCUAGUCUCGCAUUUCAUAGACUCUUUCGAUGGCCUCAUUACGAUCCGUACCGCAUUGGUUGUGCUGUUGAUGGGGCUGGCGAUUACGCUCGAGCUACAGGUCGACCCUGGAUUGCUUGGUGCUGGAUUGCUAAUGAUGACGAUGCUUGGGCAGAGCCUUUCAGGUCUCAUCCUGAGAUGGACUUCUACCGCGCCAUCACUUGAGGCCAUCGCACGGAUCAAGCAUUUUGUUGAGGAUACACCGAACGAAUUGAAGCACAGCUAUGCUAUAGAUACCGAAUACGAUUGGCCAGCACUAGGAGCCAUCGAAUUCAAAGACGUAUGCGUCAGGCAAGAGUCCACAUUCAAUCUGGCACUACGAAACAUCACGUUCACUCUUCAACCUGGACAGAAGCUGGGACUAUGUGGACGAACUGGAGGGCAAGUACUAUUCCUGAUCGCUUUGACAUCCGGCCAAAUCCUCAUCGACAGCCAAGACAUCUCAACAUUGCCACCAUCUCUGGUCCGCAAAAGGAUAAACUACCUAACCCGGGAGCCUUUCUUGAUUCCCGCUUCUGUUAGACAAAAUCUGGACCCACUUGGUGACAAAUGCGAUGGCGAAAUCAUUAUCGCACUUGAGCGUGCCAAACUCUGGGGGGUUCUGGUAGAGAUAUCUCUCACGACCAAUUUUCCGGACUGCAACCCUCUGGAUAUUAUCGUCGACGACAGCUUUCUAUCGUAUGGUCAGCGGCAGCUUCUGUGCCUUGCACGGAUCCUGCUGAAGGAGAGUACGAUAUUGCUCCUGGAUGAGCCUCCUAGCAAUCUGGAUCCCGAACUAGAUUCAGAGAUCCAGGAUGUCCUCCAAUCGGAGUUCAGCUCUUGCACAAUCAUCAUGAUCGCCGAUAAACUUCAGGCAAUCCUGGACUUUGACUACGUGGCUGUGAUUGACGAAGGUCAACUCGUAGAAUUGGGGAACCCGCGGACUUUAUUGUCGGAGGACCAAAGUACUUUUCGGGAAUUGUACUUGGCCGAAACACGUCGAUCAAGAAAGACAAGGAGGGUCGUCUGA